This is a messenger RNA of Penicillium psychrosexuale, 1629 nucleotides long. RefSeq names its product putative MFS myo-inositol transporter. The transcript has 3 exons. Lineage: Eukaryota; Fungi; Ascomycota; Eurotiomycetes; Eurotiales; Aspergillaceae. Gene Ontology annotation, molecular function: myo-inositol:proton symporter activity. The record is from RefSeq and is a predicted model, not a curated record. Bases 1 to 1629 code for a protein of 542 amino acids. Gene Ontology annotation, cellular component: membrane. Gene Ontology annotation, biological process: transmembrane transport.
AUGACAGGCGCAGAUGAGCAAGACCAAUCAGGCCCCCGCGCCCCUUUGCUCGCCUCAUCCCACGCCUAUUCCGACCAUGAUGGCAAUGACCACGAUGAGAGCCUGGCCUCUGAGCUGGAAUACUCAGGAGGCUGGUUCAUAUGGAUGUUGACCUUCUCCGCUGGGAUAAGCGGUCUACUAUUUGGAUAUGAUACAGGUGUUAUCUCGUCUACUUUGGUGACCAUCGGGUCAGAUCUUUCCGGCCGAACAUUAUCAACACUCGAUAAAAGCCUGAUCACAUCAUGCACUAGCUUAUUUGCGUUGAUUGCGAGCCCGUUCACCGGAGUGCUGGCGGACAAGUUUGGUCGUCGGAAAGUCAUACUUGGGGCCGAUCUGUUGUUUGCACUUGGAGCGUUGGUCCAGGCCUUUACAAGUCAGGUUUGGGGCAUGAUCCUUGGACGCAGCAUUGUUGGUCUUGCUGUUGGUAGCGCGAGUGCGGUGACUCCAUUGUAUAUAUCCGAGUUAGCUCCUUCGCACGCAAGAGGAAGACUUGUGACGAUCCUCAGUCUGUUCAUCACCGGUGGCCAGGUGGUGGCAUACAUAGUCGGGUGGCUGUUUUCUGGUACAACUGGAGGUUGGCGGUGGAUUGUGGGAAUUGGUGCAUUGCCGGCCUUUUUCCAACUCGCCAUCCUCGCUCUGCUACCCGAGACGCCUCGAUGGCUGCUCCAGGCUGGAUUUGAUGCCCGAGCGAAGACAGUCCUGUCCAAGAUCUAUCAGGAUUGCCCUGGAUGUGACCGGGUGGUGGAUCAUGUCUUGCGCAAUAUCAACGCGGAAAUUGUCCAAGAGGCGUCGGAGAUGGGACCAGUUAAGUCUCGUGGCACAAAGCCCCAGUGGUUGCAUGAUACCAUCCAACGGGGUCAGCAGUUGUUGCAUGGUGGAAACAGAAGAGCAUUGAUUAUAGCAAUGAUGCUCCAGGCAGUCCAGCAGCUCUGCGGAUUCAACAGCUUGAUGUAUUUUUCGGCAACCAUCUUCUCCUCUCUUUCGUUCUCGUCGCCGACACUGACAUCACUCUCGGUGGCUAUGACGAACUUUGUCUUCACGCUGCUUGCAUUCGUGCUGAUUGACAGAAUCGGUCGCCGGCGCAUUCUCCUGUAUUCGAUCCCUGUCAUGGUCGUUGCUCUGGUCGUCUGUGCUUUCUCGUUUUCGUCAAUGGACGGCAAAUGGAAUCCACAACCUCCAACUGACCACCAAGAAAACCAUUUUAGCACUAAUUCCCUUGUGCCCCUUGCAAUUCUGCUUUGCCUUACUGUCUAUACGGCGGCAUAUGCCCUCGGGCUCGGUAAUGUCCCUUGGCAGCAGUCUGAACUCUUCCCUCUGAAUGUACGUUCCCUAGGGUCAGCACUGGCCACUGCAACCAACUGGGGAUCCAACUUUAUCAUCGGUCUUACUUUCUUGCCUAUGAUGGAAUUGAUCUCCCCCUCAUGGACGUUUGCCCUCUAUGCACUCGUCUGUGUGGCUGGAUGGGUUGCUGUAUGGACAAUCUACCCCGAGAUGAGUGGACUUAGCCUAGAGGAAGUCAAAGGCCUGUUAGCAGAUGGCUGGGGCGUGAAAGAAAGCCUGCAGCGACAUAGCCUCUCACGCCAUAUAUAG